UAGAGAAACAAUUUCAGCAAUGAUCAGUUUUUGUUUUCAAAGUUGUUUCAUCUUCGCUCUCCUAUUCUUCUUCUCAACACUCUUUCUCUUUGCCUUCUUCUUCAAGAAACCAAAGAAUGAUCUGCCUCCGAGUCCUCCUUCUCUUCCGAUCAUCGGUUAUCUUCACCUAAUCUUAGCUUUCUUUUUUGGUGAAAGUUUUCGCCAAAGAAUCUUCAACAAAGAGUUUUACAAAAAUAUCUCCUUAAAAGAUUUUCUUCUCUUAUUGUCCCCAAUGCACACGACUUUUCAGAAAAUCUCAUCCAUGUACGGGCCUUUCCUUUCUCUCCGCAUCGUCAACUUCCCCAUCGUUAUAGUUUCCUCUGCCUCGAUUAUCCACGAGAUUUUCAAGGCCCAGGACAUCAACGUCUCCUAUCGUGGUGAUAUUGCCAUCGAUGAGUGCAUAAUUCUUGGAUCAUUUGGCGUCUUCAGAGCUCCUCAUGGAGAUUACUGGAGGUUCAUGAAGAAGCUCAUGGUGACUAAUCUGCUUGGGACCCAGGCGCUGGACCGGUCACGUGGCGUUCGUGAGUUUGAGCUAGAGCGGUUCUAUAAAAAUUUGUUGGAUAUGGCGAAGAAGAAACAGAGCGUGGAUAUCGGUGAGGAAGCGUUAAGACUUGUUACCAGCACCUUCGGAAAGAUGAGCGUUGGAAGUAGUUUUCCCAAGGAUAAUAAUGAUGCCACGAAAGUCUCUCAACUUUGUGUCGAGUUCAGUGCAUUGGCACAUGAAUUUUUAUUUCAUAAGCUGCUGCUUCAGAAGCUUGGGAUCUCACUACUAAAAAAGAAUAUAAUGGAUGUUUCACAUAGAUUUGAGGAGCUGUUGGAAAGUAUUAUUGUGAAAUACGAAGAAGAGAAAUCUGAAGAGCACCAAGGUACUGAAUGUAUGGAUGCAUUCUUGGCAGCUUAUCGAGGCGAGAACGCGGAGUAUAAGAUUACUAGGAAAAAUAUCAAGGCGUUUCUCGCGGAGCUUUUCUGUGGAGCUGGGGCCUUCACUGCUUCAACUACACAUUGGGCAAUGGCAGAAAUCAUCAACAACCCUAAUAUUCUUAAGAGAAUUAGAGAAGAAAUAUAUUCCGUGGUGGGGAAAGAAAGGUUGGUUCAAGAAACUGAUCUACCGAAACUUCCUUACUUGCAAGCUGUCAUCAAUGAAACUCUUAGAUUGCACCCAGUGGGGCCCGUCUUGCCAAGAGAAUUUCAGCAAGAUUGUACUGUCGGAGGGUUCUACAUAGCCAAGGGUACAACACUUGUUAUUAAUGCUUAUGCUGUGAUGAGAGAUCCUGAUUAUUGGGAAGAUCCUAACAAGUUCAAGCCAGAGAGGUUCCUAGCUUCUUCAGGAUCAUUGCAAGAGGAGGAGAGAAGAGAGCAUGCAAUGAAGUUCCUCCCUUUUGGAGGCGGAAGAAGGAGAUGUCCUGGAUCAAAUGUAGCUUCUAUCAUAGUAGGAACCGCAAUAGGUGUGAUGGUACAAUGCUUUGACUGGAAAAUCAAAAGUGGAAAUGAGGUUGACAUGGAAGAGGCUCCUGGAUUAAAUUUCUCCUUGGAUUUGGCUCAUCCCCUUGAGUGCAUUCCUCUUCCUCGAACUCUAAACCCUUUAGCUACCAAUAUGCAGAUUAUGGAUUUGUAAAUUUAGAAGAUC
Messenger RNA from Raphanus sativus (radish), 1666 nucleotides. RefSeq names its product cytochrome P450 705A22-like. Bases 20 to 1654 code for a protein of 544 amino acids. Gene Ontology annotation, cellular component: membrane. The record is from RefSeq and is a predicted model, not a curated record. The transcript is spliced from 2 exons. Gene Ontology annotation, molecular function: oxidoreductase activity, acting on paired donors, with incorporation or reduction of molecular oxygen, NAD(P)H as one donor, and incorporation of one atom of oxygen; iron ion binding; heme binding. NCBI's taxonomy places the organism in Eukaryota, Viridiplantae, Streptophyta, Magnoliopsida, Brassicales, Brassicaceae.